AUGGCCCGGGAACUGCUGAUCAGGGGUCGCCCCCGAAAUCUCCGCGAUGUGGAAUCCCACAGUGAGGGGAAGUCCUCCUUUUGGCGCGAUUGGACUGUGAUCCUGCUGUGGAGUGUCGUAGGAUACACUUGUCUCCUCUUCACGGUGUUGACCUUCUUCAAUCCGCGUCUGGUCCAUUUUGAUAUCUCAUCGUUGCUGUUUCGGAAGGAGAUAUCGCCCUUUUUCGCAUUCUCCCAGGCAUCGGGCCAUUACCCCAAGCCACAGGGAUUCAAGAUUGUGGCUUUGGUGCCCUUCCACGAUCAGGAACGUACGGCCAUCUUGGACUGCUACUUGCAGAAAAACUUGGCUCAACACGAUGGAUUCCUGGAUCAGGUCGUCUUCGUCCCGCUAACGGACAACGCUGCCAGCAUUCAAUGGCUGUACUCGAUCAUUAACCAAACACCCGAGUAUACCAUCGCUCCCGCAGGUGAGGCUAGCGAAUGGCAGCUUACCGAGAAUGUAAUGUACAUUCGGAUCGACGGGGAUACAGUCUUCCUGGAGGAAAACGCUAUCCCCACCAUCGUCAAGACCAAACUCGACCACCCAGACUCGUUGAUAGUCUCGGCCAACGUCGUGAACGAAGCAGCUCUCGCAUCCCUCCAUAGCCACCCUGGCGUCGCUCUCCCAUAUCUCCCCGAGCUGCGUCGUAUAGAGCAGCCAGCGCGAGGAAAGCUAGAACACGAUGAAGAUUGGCGCUCGUCGCACCUUCCUCGCUGGCAAGGUCCCCCGAAUUUCAAAGUCACUCGUGACUUUGAGCCACCUUUUGAAGGGCACCGCUGGCUACUUCCCCGCGAGGCUAGCUCUGACCGCGAUCCGAUUGCAGCCUCUGUGUACACCGACACUGGUCCCACAUUGGAUGACUGGACAGUGGGUGCGCAGCAGCAUUACUCGUUCUUGCAUCAUUUGGAAGACAAUGAUCUGGGUCAUUACAAGUUCCCUAUCUGGGUUGAUCCCGCUGAGUCCAUCAGCCAAAACUUUGGCUGCUUCUGGGGAAAUGAUGCGGAGGCUGUGCGCGAUACUUUCAACCACAGCACUCGUAAAUUGUCCCGGAACACGUCAGAUAAGACUCCGCAUGCCAUCAUCGAUGGAAAAGGCAUUGUGGCGCAUUACUCGACUCAACAAGCCGCGGCGGGUUUGGAUGCCACAGACCUCAUCAGUCGUUACCGGGCAUAUGCGCGAGAGAAGGUGUGUCUGCAAACACAGUAG
Molecule: messenger RNA, 1245 nt
Organism: Penicillium salamii
Lineage: Eukaryota; Fungi; Ascomycota; Eurotiomycetes; Eurotiales; Aspergillaceae
Source: the annotation of a GenBank genome assembly